Messenger RNA from Naegleria fowleri, 1476 nucleotides. RefSeq lists its product as uncharacterized. NCBI's taxonomy places the organism in Eukaryota, Heterolobosea, Eutetramitea, Acrasida, Naegleriidae. The record is from RefSeq and is a predicted model, not a curated record. Gene Ontology annotation, molecular function: protein binding. The coding region runs from base 1 to 1476 and encodes 491 amino acids. The transcript has 2 exons.
AUGAUUUCACCAUCCUUUCGAUCAUCCUCUUCCUUUCAUGAUCGUGCGGUAGAUCGGAUUGAUCAUCACGACAGCUCACAAGAGGAGCAUGAUGAUCAAAUGGAAGAGAAAUACACCCCAUUCAUUGUUGAUAACAAACAUAUUACAUCAGUUCCGGAAGAAAUUUUGAUUGAAAUAUUUCAAUACUCGGGAUCAAGUCCUUUUCAAAUCGUACGAAUUUCUCAUGUCUGUAAAAACUGGGAAGAAAUCGUAAAUACACAAUACAGAGUGUGGCAGUUUGUACCACUCACCAUUUCGGAGAAGAAAAUUCCAACGGGUAAAGCUGAAGAAAUUGGACACCUCUUGUUGAAAUACUUUGAUCGAUUUAGUCCUGUCUAUGUCUACACUAGAAAAUAUGCUCACAUCUACAAGGAGUUUGAUAUUCAAUAUGAAAGAUAUGUCAAACAGAAGGUAUUUUUCAAUCAGAUCAAAGAGAGUGAGGCCGCGACCAUGUUAAAAGUCUACAAGAAGCCAAUCAUUGUCUGCAAGAAUCAAUUUAUUGAAUUUGUGAAACAUGUGAGAAGCGAAAAAGAAUAUGCCAAACGCCUUCGAAACAUGAGAGAAUAUCUCGAUGGAUUGGCACCAAAGUUUGAACAUUAUUCUCUUUAUUCAUUAUUGAUGAUGGCUGGAAUUAUUACAGUUGAUGCCAAUGUUUCUAUUGGAUUGUUAGGACGCAUUCCACCUGAACAAAGAACUCUUGACACUGGUUUGUGGUGGUUACCUUAUUCCAUCGUGCCCAUACAUGUAUUAUCUGGAAUGGUAUUCAUCAUUAUUUGCACAUUGUUUGUGAAUGAAGUGUUCAAAUUUAAGAGCCGAUCUGAAACUGGAAUCAUGCUCAUUUUCUUUGCCAUUUGGGGCUUACUGGUUUGGGUUUUUACAGGAUUCAAGUAUCACAUGUAUGAGUUGGCUGGAUACAAACUGACACAUUGGCAAUCAAAACUCUUCUCCACUUCAAUAGGGGUACAUUUAAUUCCAUUCUUUGCCAUUUUUGGUUUCAUAACAGCACUAUGUUAUGCUGAUUUGUUUCACGGAAAAAUUUCACUCAAGAAAACGUUUCCCUUCAUUUCCAAGACAUUUAAUUGGCGAGAUCUCGAUGUUCACAAAGUUGUGGCCAUGGUUUGUUCAGUUUUGAGUAUCAUUUCAUUGUUGGGAUAUUCCUGUGAGAAUCGUUUUGGGCCUUUUUGGAGUUUUCUUCCAAUGAUUGUUUCUGGAUUUGGAGCUACCCUUCACAUUACCUCAGACAUUGCAAAGAAUAGCUUUUUAGACAUGGAAGGCUUAUUACUUGGAUUUUUGCCAGCUGCUGGCGCUUUUGGAGUUGCUUGUUUAUCAUUGGAAAAGUAUUCAUUCUACUCAUUGGCUCCUCUCACUCUUGCCAUGGGAUCAAUUAUUGGAUAUCAAGUUUAUAAGCAUGGAAAGAGAUUGUUGACAGGGUGGUAG